This is a messenger RNA of Cuculus canorus (common cuckoo), 2460 nucleotides long. RefSeq names its product histocompatibility minor 13 (gene HM13). Gene Ontology annotation, biological process: membrane protein proteolysis. Gene Ontology annotation, cellular component: membrane; lumenal side of endoplasmic reticulum membrane; cytoplasmic side of endoplasmic reticulum membrane. The record is from RefSeq and is a predicted model, not a curated record. Lineage: Eukaryota; Metazoa; Chordata; Aves; Cuculiformes; Cuculidae. Gene Ontology annotation, molecular function: aspartic endopeptidase activity, intramembrane cleaving. Bases 61 to 1239 code for a protein of 392 amino acids. The transcript has 13 exons.
UUCCGGCCGGAGGGAGGACGUGUCCCUGGCGCGCGCCGGCCGGAAGCGGCGCCAGCGGCCAUGGACGAGGCGGCGGCGCGUAACGGGUCCGGGGACGCGGCCGGGCCCCCCGCCGCCGCGCCGCGACCGCCCGCCACUCCCGAGGGCAUGGCGCUGGCCUACGGCAGCCUGGUGCUCAUGGCGCUGCUGCCCAUCUUCUUCGGGGCGCUGCGCUCUGUCAGCUGCGCCAAGAGCAAGAACUCAUCGGAGAUGCCAGAGACCAUUACCAGCCGGGAUGCUGCUCGGUUUCCCAUUGUUGCCAGCUGCACCCUUCUGGGGCUCUACCUCUUCUUUAAAAUAUUCUCUCAAGAGUACAUCAAUCUUCUGCUUUCCAUGUAUUUCUUUGUGCUGGGGAUCCUCGCCCUGUCCCACACCAUCAGCCCCAUGAUGAACAGAUUCUUCCCUGCAAAUUUCCCCAACAAACAGUACCAGCUGCUCUUCACCCAGGGCUCUGGGGAGAACAAGGAGGAAAUAGUGAAUUACGAGUUUGACACCAAGGACCUCGUGUGCCUGGCCCUGAGCAGUAUCGUAGGCGUCUGGUACCUGCUGAGAAAGCACUGGAUUGCCAACAAUCUCUUUGGGCUGGCAUUCUCCCUCAAUGGGGUGGAGCUGCUGCACUUGAACAACGUCAGCACGGGCUGCAUCUUACUUGGGGGCCUCUUCAUCUACGACGUCUUCUGGGUCUUUGGCACCAAUGUGAUGGUGACAGUUGCCAAAUCAUUUGAGGCCCCAAUAAAACUGGUUUUCCCUCAGGACCUGCUGGAGAAGGGGCUGGAGGCCGACAACUUCGCCAUGCUGGGUCUGGGAGACAUUGUCAUUCCAGGCAUCUUUAUCGCCUUGCUGCUGCGGUUUGACAUCAGCCUGAAGAAGAACACGCACACGUAUUUCUACACCAGCUUUGUGGCCUACAUCUUUGGGCUGGGCCUGACCAUAUUCAUCAUGCACAUCUUCAAGCAUGCCCAGCCUGCUCUGCUGUACCUGGUCCCCGCAUGCAUCGGAUUCCCGCUUCUGGUGGCCUUGGCAAAGGGAGAAGUAACUGAAAUGUUCAGCUAUGAAUCCUCUGCUGAAAUCUUGCCACACACACCAAGACUUACCCACUUCCCCACCGUGUCCGGCUCGCCGGCCAGCCUUGCUGAUUCCAUGCAGCAGAAACUGUCCUGUCCCCGCCGACGCCGGCAGCAAAGCCCUAGUGCCAUGUAGCAAUCGCACCCGGUGCCCUUUCUCUGUCUGUCGCUCUGGCCAGCUACGAGGAGAGCUCAACCCCAAAGGAGGUGCCGGGGGCCUCCAAAGAAGAGACGACAGAAGCUGCCAAGAAAGAGAAGUGACCUUGCCUGCGGGCCAUGCCUGGUGCCGCUGGGCUGGGGCCCUUUCAGACCCUCUGCAAGCGACAGACAUGAAACAAUUGUGCAAGAGCCUCGUGUUUUGUGUGUGGGAGCAGCCGUAGAGCCACCCUCUGCCCGUUCGGCUCCUCCAGGGCUGCGAGGUGGGUGGGGGUUGAACCACAGGCCGGUUUUUAAAUUUUGUAUUGUGCAUUUGCUUUCUCUCAUAUUAAAUUGUGUCGAAGGAAGCAGUGCUGCUCUGGCAGCGCCGGGGCCACGCCGGCAGCCCCUGCCUUGGCCGCUGCUCCAGCUUUAGCCCCUGCUCAGCUGCCUGGCCAGCAAAGUGAUCGGCAUCCCGGCUCCCCAGCAGCCUUGUUCUCCCUGUGGGGCCUGUGGCCGUUGUCUGGCUGUUUCCAAGUGACCAUUCCCCUUCCCCCUCCCACUCCUCCGGCGCUCCGCUUUCUCCCAGCCUGACCCUGCGACUCAGAUUUAGGGCCGCGGUUGCUAACCCCCAGCCUGUGCUCAUGUGGAUUUGAGCUGGGGUCUGGCCUCGGAGUGGGGAUUGGGGUGCGGGAACCUGGUGGAAAGGGGCUGGGCUGGGCCUCAGCUGUGCCCCCACGCCCUGGGGGAGCAGGUGUGGGAGGGAAGGGGCUGGGUGACCCCAAACCCAGCCCUGGAGUGGGGUGGCUGAGUGAGGAUUGGGAUGUGCUCUACCUCAGCUGGGCCCUGUGGCCUAUGGGAGCAAUCAUGAGAAGGAGGGAGCUGGGUGACCCCAAACCGAGCUCCAGGGUGGAGACAGCGCGGACUGUCCCCACUCCAUGCAGGGAGCCAAGUGCCAUCCUGCACCGCGGGGUCUGGAGCAGCUGAGUGUCCUGCAGCACCACUGUGUCUUCCCUGCCUGCCCUCGCGGCAGUGUGUGGAGGAUCCUGCAUCCCUCUGGCCGUGCCCACUGCCAGAAUAAAUAGAAAGAGUUUGCUGGCUUGGCAGCCCCUCCACAAAAGCCAUAUUGAACCAUUAUUCCCUGCGUCGGCUGCGAGCACUAAAAGUGGCGCCUUGCGUUCUGCCAUCUAAUGACCCUUCGCAGGCUCCUACAGAUGUUUUC